This is a messenger RNA of Drosophila navojoa, 1086 nucleotides long. Its product is annotated as gram-negative bacteria-binding protein 2-like. The record is from RefSeq and is a predicted model, not a curated record. Lineage: Eukaryota; Metazoa; Arthropoda; Insecta; Diptera; Drosophilidae. Gene Ontology annotation, molecular function: hydrolase activity, hydrolyzing O-glycosyl compounds. Gene Ontology annotation, biological process: carbohydrate metabolic process.
GGAACAUUGGAUUUUGUGAUAAAUGUAAAAAGACCACUUCUUGCAGAUGAUCUGCUCCGAAUUUUCGGUGUUUUCGAAACUGAUAACGAAGUAAUAACUGAAGUUUACGACUUAUUUAUUGAUAGCCAUGGAAAUGGAAAAAACAUAAAUGAUCCAAUUUUCAAAGAAGAUUUUGAUCAGACUUUUUCCCAGUGGACACAUGAGAUAAGGUCUCGUAUGAAUGAUCCCGAAAACGAUAGUGAAUUCGUGGCUUUUUUAAAUAAUACAAAUACUAAUUACAUAAAGGAUGGAUAUUUGAACAUUGUAGCAACAUGGGCUAAUUACACGAACAAUUUACCAUUUGCUGUAGAUGGGUGCACAUCCAGAAAAGUUAAUCCAUCUCGGAAAAAAGAUUGUGGGCCACAAAUUCCACUUCAAUAUAAGUUACCUCCUGUGCACUCAGCAAAACUACAUACUUUUGGAAAGUUUCAAUUCAAAUAUGGUAGAGUAGAAAUACGUGCAAGGAUGCCGAUAGGCGAUUGGUUAUAUCCAUAUUUGAUAUUGCAACCGAUAAAAUACCGAAGUGAAGAAAAUUUUGUCAAUCAAUUGCGUAUUGCAUUUACACGCAGCAAUGCACUAUUGCAAAAUAAUGAAUCAAUUCCUAUUAGUAGAGACCGACUCUUUGGAAGCGCUGUUCUUUGGAAAUCAGGAAAAUUUUCGGAAUAUGUUCAUUUCAAGAAAUACUCAACAUACAAUCCACUAAGUAAUGAUUUUCACAACUACACUUUGAUUUGGCACAAAGAUCACAUUACUUACAAGGUAGAUAAUAAUACUUACGGCACGAUUACAAAUUCAACAGUUCUUAACGCGUUUAAUUCAGAGUGUUAUAUUGUAUUGGGUCUGUCAGCAGCCGGAAAUGUUAAUUUCCCAGAUGAAACUAUUAUGUUUAAACAUAAACGGUUUUUAAAUAACGAUCCUAUGGGGCCAUAUCAAUUUGAAAAGUUUACUGAUAAGAAAACGUGGACACAACCCAACCUUCUGAUAGACUCCGUUUACGUUUACAAGACUCACGGAACUGAUGAAUAAAAGUCAUGAUUUUCUAAAUGU